UUCGAGCCUACCUUUACUACUACGCAGCGUACUUCCGUUGACUCAGGGCGGCGAAAAUUUAGAAUUUCUCAAGCUAGAUAUUCGUGUAGACUGACCAGAGUCCGCGAAUAUACCAAACCGCAGGUAUACAGUUUCAGCAGUUAGAAACUUGGAAUGGCUACUCCUUACAGCUUUGGCAUUGUGCCAAUUGGUUGCCAUGCCUUUAACAAGGCUCGAAAUGAGGUGGCCAUUUCCCCCAACAAUGCAGAAGUUCAUAUCUACAAGCAGGUGUCUGGGCGCUGGGAGAAGAUGCAUGUAUUGGAAGGGCAUGGGCAGAGGGUGACCAGUCUGGACUGGGCCCCUGAGAGCAACAGGAUUGUGAGCUGUGGUGUGGAUCGUAAUGCCUAUGUAUGGACUUUCACUGAUGGGAAAUGGAAGCCAACUCUUGUCAUCUUGAGGAUCAACAGAGCAGCAACCUGUGUGCGUUGGUCACCUCAAGAGAACAAGUUUGCUGUGGGAAGUGGGGCACGUGUGAUCUCUGUCUGUUACUUUGAGAAGGAGAAUGACUGGUGGGUGAGCAAGCACAUCAAGAAGCCCAUUAGGUCAACAGUCACUAGCCUGGACUGGCAUCCAAAUAACAUCUUGUUAGCCGCUGGGUCUACUGACUUCAAGGCAAGGGUGUUUUCUGGCUGGAUUAAGGAGUGCGAGGCCAAACCUCAGGAGACCCCCUGGGGAAAGAAGAUGCCCCUGGGCAACCUCAUGGUGGAGUUCUCAAAUGCACCUGGUGGUGGAGGUGGCUGGGUGCAUUCUGUUGGCUUCUCUCCCAGUGGAGAUAAGCUGGCCUGGGUGGGGCAUGACUCCAGUGUGUCUGUGGUCAGUGUGCAUAACAAGGAUGUUGUGACCAAUGUGAAGACCACUUUCCUACCAUUCCUGUCACUGAUCUGGGCCACUGAGAACAGUAUAGUGGUAGCUGGACAUGACUGCUGCCCAGUGCUGUACUCUACUGAUGACCAGGGGAAACUGGCUUUUGUUUCUAAACUGGACAUUCCACAAGAGAAGGAAGGAGGAACCCUCAGUGCCAUGAAGCGUUUCCAGACCCUUGAUAAAAAGGCAACUACGGAUGAUGCCAGCUCUGAUCUCAAGACCAAACAUCAGAAUUCCAUCACCCAACUAUCAGUGUACAGUGGUUCCAGAGAACAGGUGACCAAGUUUGCUUCUUCUGGGGUUGAUGGGCAGAUUGUUGUCUGGGACUUCAAGUCUUUGGAGUCUGCUAUUGCUGGUCUGAGAAUCGCCUAAGCUUAUGAAGUAGCCACAAACCAUACAUGCUCUAGCCAAGUUUGCAAAAUGUAAAAUCAAGCAGAAAAAUGGAGUGGCAGAUCUUGGAAAGACAUAGAACUAAACUAGUAGACAUUGAAUUUUAUCUAAAGAACACCCUCCCAAACAAAACAGUGCAUUGAUGGUAUGGAAUAAAACAUUGAUUGAUAUAAUUGAUAUUUGUGCAGACAGAACAAUAUUGAUAAAAUGACUGGAGGUAAAUUUCCUCAUUAUGAUUCUCACAGAUGGAUAGAACAUGUAUU
This is a messenger RNA of Lingula anatina, 1556 nucleotides long. Its product is annotated as actin-related protein 2/3 complex subunit 1A-B-like. The record is from RefSeq and is a predicted model, not a curated record. Gene Ontology annotation, biological process: Arp2/3 complex-mediated actin nucleation. Lineage: Eukaryota; Metazoa; Brachiopoda; Lingulata; Lingulida; Lingulidae. Gene Ontology annotation, cellular component: actin cytoskeleton; Arp2/3 protein complex. Gene Ontology annotation, molecular function: actin filament binding.